Messenger RNA from Aspergillus chevalieri, 1683 nucleotides. RefSeq lists its product as uncharacterized. The transcript has 3 exons. The coding region runs from base 1 to 1683 and encodes 560 amino acids. Lineage: Eukaryota; Fungi; Ascomycota; Eurotiomycetes; Eurotiales; Aspergillaceae. The record is from RefSeq and is a predicted model, not a curated record.
AUGCCUCCAUUACCGGGUGAAGAGCGAAUGUUGACUGUCUUCGCGGACGUCCAUUCCUAUUUCUCAGAGCCUACUCCCAAGCCCAUCCAUCAUCGAUUCGACAAGGGCUCGUAUCUCUACAUCUACCACGAUGCUGCCCAGCACAAAUCCCGGAUUGAGGUCGCCAAUAACCCGGGAACACCUUUUCAGGAUGCAUUCAAUGGAGCGCUGGACCGUGUUCAUAUAGACCAUUCGACUCGUUUCCCCACUCUCUGCACCGUGACAGUCGAUGGACCAGAUCCCAAUCCGCAAGCGUUCCCUCCUCCCCCAAAUCCUGCCAGUCUUUAUGAAUGGCGACUGCCCAGCAGCGACCAGGAUGAUCUCUUCCGCCUGCACACGCUGGACGUGUAUUUCUGGACGCAGGAAGAUGUCAACCAGUUCUUGGACGUGAUUGAGAGCAUAUUGUCUCCCUCACAGAUUGCAUCAGACAGACAUCCACAGUUGGAGAACCACAGCCACGACGAAAGCCAUAACAACAUUAGUUCAGUGGUACAGCAGCUCGAGAACGUGGCCGUGACAGACCCGGCAUAUCAAAACGGCCAAACACGAAAUUCUCGGACCGAGACAUUUCCAACCUCGAAAACAACGCCAGUGCAUGCUGGAAUCAACACCUUUCCUCCUCCCCCUCCAUCAGCAACGUUACCUCCUGCGCCCACUUCUGCUACUCCAAGCAUUAGCCCGGCUCAGCAAGGAACGCCUUUCUCCCAACCACCAGCAGAGCAGCAUCAGGAACCCGCACAAUGCGCACCUCUACCAUACAACCCCGCCGCACCAGCUGCCCCCGAGCCCAUCCAGCAUCGCGAAAAGACACCACCACCAGCAGACGGUGCUGACGGGACCGGCCUACAAGCAGCUGUGGCAGCCGACCAUGGCAUCCCAUACACGCCCCCAUCGCAAACCCCAGGCGCGUUCGCAUCCCCUCCGACCCAGCCUCUGCCCUAUUCAAUGCCUGGAGGCUAUGCAUCGCCACCUCCCAGCGCCGGACUACCCCCAAGCAGUGCGCCUGGUCUGACACAUUCCGGGUCCCUCUCCUCCCGCUCUUCAUCCAUUCAAAGCCCCCCGGGUGUGCCACUCAUGCCCACAUAUGCGGCUAGUCCAUCAUCCCCGUUCUUCCCAGGGAAUGUACAACAACCGCAACAGCUCAACCGGACGGGAUCCCUCUCUUUCGCACCACCCCCUCAACCUCAACCUCAACCCCAGCCACAGACUCAGCCCCAGGCCCAAGCCCAAGCUCAAACUCAAGACCCCAACGCAUACCUUUACCAAAUCCAGCAACAGCAACUUCAACAGCAACAACAACAACAACAAUACCUCUACAAUUCUCAAAACCCCCAAGCCCAACUCCAACUCCAACUCCAGCAACAGCAACUCCAACAAAAACAACAGCUCGCUCCCGCCCCACAAAUUGGACAAUUCACUAUCCCCAACACCAACGAAUUUGAUCCAAAUGCUCAUCUCUACGCACAACAGCUACAACUACAGCAACAGCAGUUGCAACAGCAGCAACCGCAACAGCAACAACAGACGCUGUCAAAGGGCGCCGGUGCCGUGCCUGCGCAGCGACCGGGCAAGUUGGAGAAUCGUGCUGCGAGGGUGGAGAGCGGAGUAAAUCGGUUUCUGAAGAAAUUGGAGAAGAAGUUGUAA